AGAAAAGUUAAAAAAGAAUUCAUAAUGUCUUCUGUCUUCUCGCAAACAGUCUUCCGCUCUUCACGCACUAUUGCGUUCGCGCCUCGGGCAUUUUCGACAUCGCUCGUGGCUCAGAGGACGGCGGCGCAGGCGGCUAAGGAUACGUUGAAGACGGUCGAUAGGAAGGUUUCGGAUAAGCUGGUUGAUGGGAUUGAGGUUGGUCAAUCCGUGACCGAAAAGGCAAAGAGAGUAACGGGUAUCGGCUCGACAUCCGAUGCGAAGGCCAAGGCACAAGAGGUAGCCGGCGAGGCAAAGGGGAAGGCACACGAGGUGGCCGGCGAGGCAAAGGGGAAGGCACAUGGGGUGGCCGGCGAGGUAAAGGGGAAGGCAGAAGAGCUCAAAGGCGACAUCAAGGGAAAGCUUUAGAUUGGGUUGCAGACGGGAUAUGAAUAGCUGGAUGAUUGGGCAUAAUGUGUGUACGAUAUUUGAGAGCAUUGGUUCGGUGCGGUCUGCUUGGUG
This is a messenger RNA of Amorphotheca resinae ATCC 22711, 498 nucleotides long. RefSeq lists its product as hypothetical. NCBI's taxonomy places the organism in Eukaryota, Fungi, Ascomycota, Leotiomycetes, Helotiales, Amorphothecaceae. The record is from RefSeq and is a predicted model, not a curated record. The coding region runs from base 25 to 405 and encodes 126 amino acids. The transcript is spliced from 2 exons.